Molecule: messenger RNA, 1478 nt
Organism: Aureobasidium subglaciale EXF-2481
Lineage: Eukaryota; Fungi; Ascomycota; Dothideomycetes; Dothideales; Saccotheciaceae
Exons: 4
Coding region: 53-1336 (427 amino acids)
Molecular function (GO): FAD binding; monooxygenase activity
Source: RefSeq, a predicted model, not a curated record
CCAAGGCCGACAUGUGUGCCUGUUCUCUGUAUUCCUUAUCCCAUCCAUAGAGAUGACAGAAAGAGCACACUUGCGAAUCGCCAUUAUCGGCGCUGGAAUUACCGGCCUUACGACAGCGAUAGCCCUUCGCAAACUCCCAAAUGUCGAUAUACAGAUAUAUGAACGGGCAACUGAACUCCGUGAACUGGGUCAAGUGAUAGCUCUAAAUCCCAAUGGACUACGUACACUUGACAAACUCGGCUUGGAUAGAGUGCUAUCCGGAGAACUUGGUUAUAAAUGUCCUAGUGGUAUACCACAGACAUUCAGACAUUGGAAAACGAAUGAAGCCUUGGGAAGUGAACAACACACGCCACAAGUCGAAGAACAACAUAAGAUGGCUAGAUACUUUCGUCCUGAAUUACAGGAAGCUUUACUCAGCUAUUUACCAAGGGAGAUCAUACACUUGGACAAGCGGGUCAUUGAUGUUCGUAUCACAGAUGAAGGUGUUGAUGUCGACUUCGCGGAUGUCACAACCAUACGUGCAGAUCUUCUCAUCGGCGCAGAUGGCAUUCGGUCCAGCGUCCGUGGAUUCUUCGCUCUUGAUUUUGAGCUUAAGUGGUCUGGUCUGAUCGCCUAUCGUUCUGCCUUUGAUGUCGCAUUACUCGACAACAUCAAAGACGUACCCGAAGACACUACUCAAUGGUGGUCAUCCAAAGACGGCAUUCUAACAACCCGCAUGGGCCCCCAAAAAUUCGGCAUCGUAGCCUUCCACUCCGUAAACCCCCAAACCUCCACCCACCUCCUCGGCAGAACCCACUGGGACGAAAAGACAUCCUCUUCCACCCUCGCAGAAAUGUACAAAGACUUUCACCCAAUAGUGCGAGACAUCAUUGCCGUCGCACCCACAGUGCGUACAUAUCCGAAUUUCUACGGCGGCUUCUUGGAUAGCUAUGGGUUUGGUGGUAGAGUUGUUCUGGUGGGAGAUGCUGCACAUUCGCAUGGUGGCGCUUUGGCGGCGAAUGCUUCGCUGGGGAUUGAUGAUGCGUACGCUCUGUAUCUCUGCCUUCUUGAGCAUGUUUCUGUGGAUGGAAGGUUGGAGUUGGGAGAUGAGCAGUUGGGAGAGGUGUUGAGUCUUUACGAUGCUGUAAGAAGACCGCAUUGUGAGAAAGUGCUGAGAAUGGUACAUGGCAUGUAUGAUGCUAACAACCAACGAUUGUGGGGUGGAGGGGAAGAAGAGACUGAUGAGGAGCUCGAGGAGAAGUUGAGGAAAAGGCCUUAUGCGGCUUGGAUCCAUGAGCACGAUGUGGAGGCCACUUUUAACGAGGUGAAGUCGGCGAGAAAGACCUCUGAGGAGUAGAAAUUAGAUUCCGGACACUUAUAUAAUAGAUAAACAGGCACAUUUCAUGCCAAUCUUGGCGGAGGUAGAUUUGUAGCUGCGUCUUGGUCUGCUGAAUAUAGCCAAUGACAUCGUCUUGAAAGACUUGCUCUUGUCGCCAGCU